AUGGCUUUCUGGAACAGAUUGUUGCCUUUCCUGGCAUUACUUGCUGCGUUGGCUCCUAUGGCUAAUUAUGCUGGCACCACUAAACAACUGUGUGGAUCGGACCUAGUGGAAGCACUUAUGUUUGUUUGUGGAGAUCGGGGCAUUUACUAUAAGCCCAAAAAACGGUGGAAAGUCAAAGCGAGGAAGGUGGAUGCGAAUGCAUUCCUGAAAUACCGCUUAAAGAAGAGAGGAAUUGUGGAACAAUGUUGUGAAAACGCCUGCAGCCACAAUGUUCUAGAGAGCUACUGCAACAAGUAG
This is a messenger RNA of Sphaerodactylus townsendi, 297 nucleotides long. RefSeq names its product insulin-like. Gene Ontology annotation, cellular component: extracellular region. Bases 1 to 297 code for a protein of 98 amino acids. NCBI's taxonomy places the organism in Eukaryota, Metazoa, Chordata, Lepidosauria, Squamata, Sphaerodactylidae. The transcript has 2 exons. Gene Ontology annotation, molecular function: hormone activity. The record is from RefSeq and is a predicted model, not a curated record.